Molecule: messenger RNA, 3414 nt
Organism: Micropterus salmoides (largemouth bass)
Lineage: Eukaryota; Metazoa; Chordata; Actinopteri; Centrarchiformes; Centrarchidae
Product: synaptogyrin-1-like
Exons: 4
Coding region: 758-1459 (233 amino acids)
Cellular component (GO): synaptic vesicle membrane; neuromuscular junction
Source: RefSeq, a predicted model, not a curated record
CAAAUACAAAGGUAGUAAGAACAGCCUGAAAAGCUUAUUUAUGGUACGAAGGACCAUGUUUUCCAAAGCAAAGAUCAGAAAGACCACCAGAGGGCGGGCUUUCUUGCCUCAGCAUUACAAACUUAUUCUGACACGGGCUCUUUAGUUUGUGUAACUCUUUAUCGUAUAGCUUAUUAUUUUCUAAUCCGAUUAUUACAGCGGUUUUCAAACAUAAAUUAAUAAAUGAACAUCUAAUCUUUCCUUAGCACACUAAAACAUCGUAGUUAUCACUUUGCUUUAUUGAAUAUCAUGUUCUGCUCAAUCUCCUCAAAAGAUUAUGGGAAAGCCGAAAGCGCGUGACUCCUGGCAAUCCAACGCGGUCUGGGUAAUCGCUGAGAGCACAAGCGCGCGCCCUACAUAAACACGUGCGUGUGCUCGCUAUGUGUUAUUGAAGGCGAGGCGUGACAACGGAGGCGCGUUCACGUGUUCGCCACCGGUUCCAGAGAGAGGUAGAGAGCAUCACAACACUGGCAAACAGCUUCCUCUGCCCGAAUAGCGAAAGAGGACAACAGGGAAUUUAGAGGGUAAAUUACAGGGAGGCUUUGCGCCAAGGAGCCGAGGGGAGACGAGCAUCCACCCUUGUAGUGACAAUCGUAGCAGGAGCAGAUUCGUGGAUUUUCCGUGUCAGUUGCCCGGUGCUCCACACACCCUGUGCCUUUGAAUCAGCAGCGGGGAGGAGGGGAGGACCAGAGGAGGCUGUGCAGAGAGGAGGAGGACCAUGGAGGGGAUGCAGGCAUACGGAGCCGGGAAAGCCGGAGGAGCCUUCGACCCCGUCACCUUCUUCCAACAGCCUCAGACCAUUCUCCGCAUAGUGUCUUGGCUCUUCUCCAUCGUGAUCUUUGGCUGCAUCGCCAAUGAGGGCUACAUCAACCGCCCCAACGAAGUAGAGGAGUUCUGCAUCUUCAACCGCAACCAGAAUGCCUGUAAUUAUGGCGUCUUUAUGGGUUCCAUGGCCUUCCUCUGCUGCAUGGCCUUCCUGGCUCUGGACGUCUACUUCCCCCAGAUCACCAGCGUCAAAGACCGUAAAAAGGCAGUGCUGGCUGAUAUCGGGUUAUCAGCGUUCUGGUCCUUCAUGUGGUUUGUGGGUUUCUGUUUCUUGGCAAACCAGUGGCAGGUAACCAAGCAUGAGGACAACCCACUGAGAGAGGGAGGGGAUGCUGCCCGGGCAGCCAUCACCUUCUCUUUCUUCUCCAUCUUUACCUGGGCGGGCCAGUCCUUCUUGGCCUUCCAGAGGUACAAGCUGGGAGCUGACUCAGCCCUCUUCUCCCAGGAAUACACGGAUCCCAGCCAGGACGCUGCUGGAGCCCCUUAUACCUCCUUUGGUGGGGACGAUGUGGAGAGCCCAGGAGGAGGAGGGGGCCAGUCCAACAGUGAUGGGGCUUUUGACGGUACUAGUGGCUACCAGCGUCAGGACUACUGAGAUAAAAUAUACUGGAGGGGGGGUGAAGUUGUCCAUAGUUUCUAAUUAAGAGGUGUAUAUAGUUUAUAUCACACUAAAAGUCACUGGGUCAAAAAUGACCAAAUUUGGGUCAAUAUAGCACACACGCAGGGUUGUUUUGAACCAGUGUAAGACAAUAAGAUUUAGUGAAAAAAAAAAAAACAAUAAGCAUAUGAAGCGUAAUUAGAGCUGGAGUGUAACAAUGUACAAUGUUUGGAUAAAUAACCCCAAACUAAAACUAAAAUCUCUCCAUGGCUACUGGGUUAAAGGUGGUGUAAGCGAAUCCAAUACAGGUGUUUUUGUCAAAUUCAGCGAAUAUUUCCUCACGGUCCGCUAGCCCUCAGUUCUGUGUGAGCACUGGAAAAAAUCCGGUGGCUCAGCCCUGGCUCUGUAAAUGGGAAUGUGGCCCACACCCAGUCACACAAUGGCACACAUAUUCCAGCCGUUCCAGCCAUGAUUUGUGUGUCAGGUAACGUUAAACGACUUGCCCACGGAUAUUCAGCUUACUUUCUAGUUUGCUAAGAUAUGCUGUUGUUGUGAUAUUAGCUAUAGUAGCAGGGAGUAUCGCUGUUGGGAGCUGUUAUGCGGCUCUGGGACCGUCCUCUCUGCAUGUUGGCUUCGCAGCAGCAACCGUAACAACAGUUUGCUAAACCACAACUUAGCUAACGUUAGUUGCAUUACUUGCUGUGUCGUUGUUCGAUCUGUACCAUGGAAUUUGUCAUGGUGAUGGAUUUCUCUAGAAUCUCUAUCUUCACUUUUAAAUUAAUAUAUUUUAUUUGACUUAGUGAUUAGUAGUGCAUACAUGCAACAAUGAAUGCAUUUUGCUGGAGGAAGAAAUUAGUGGUUUUCAUACCUGUGACAUUUUGGGGGUGAUUUCCAUCAGUUUAUGUAGGAUAAAACGCAGAAUUUAUCUCUAGGUCAGAAAUUUUGGACAACUUUCCAAAUUUUGGGAGGCACAGGGGUCUGAUAAGAUGUCAAUUAGGUUUGAGGACAUCCAUAGUUAGGGGUUGUGGGAAGCAGAGAGACACUGGGUGUGGUUGAAGAUAUCAGGAACAGGAGGGUAGGAAGAAUUCGGAGGUCAAGCUUUUGCAGAAAUGGUUACACUGUAGCAGAUCAAUGCUUGUGACCGCAUUGCCUUCAUCUGUUGAGGUCUGCUGUCAGUCAGCAAAAUGACUGCAAUCAGUGUUCAUUGAUACACACACACACAACCACACACACAACAAAUACAGCCACACACAAGCACACGUUCACAUAUUGAUUUCGAACAGACAACACAGGUUUCUGCUGACGAUACUCCUUAGAGGUGCAUUACAGGGUCUUUGCAUAGACAAACAAGCAACAGUGGCAUAUCUGGCAACUAACCCCAUUAACUGUAACACAGGAGUGUGUUUGUGUGUGUGUUGAAAGGUCUCCUUUGGAUUUUAAUGAUGUGUGGAUGUGGGACAAUGUGUGUUUUCCUAUUUCCCUGAAGAACCCACUUUUUCUUUCCUCAGUUGUUGCCUUAGUGCUGACUGCCAAGCAAAAUCCAAUGAACACAGGGCAAAGUAUACCCAACAUACACAGUGUCACAGUUCUCUUUAAGCAUCUUUGCAGCAAAAGCAUAGCUAAUCGAAUUUUGUCUUGUCCUUAAGCACGUAAAAACCCUGAACAAAACAAGGAUUUGUCAUCAUUAUAGAGCAUCCCAAAUGACACAAAAUUUCAUAACAGCAACUUCCUACACUGAUGAUUGCAGGUUAUUUAUAUAUUUUUCCAUUUAUUCCAACAAAUCUACAGAUUUGGCAACUAUGAACAUCCAUAUACAAAGUAUUUAUGAACAUGCAUUGCUCCAAUUUCUUAAAGAAUAAAGUAUAUCUGUCUCUCUAAAUAUAUGUAAAUCUAUAAUUCAUUAUAUUAGAGUGUGUCAUUUUAGGGCAUUAUGCUAGUUCUGUAUAUAAAAA